Molecule: messenger RNA, 1369 nt
Organism: Fragaria vesca subsp. vesca
Lineage: Eukaryota; Viridiplantae; Streptophyta; Magnoliopsida; Rosales; Rosaceae
Product: homeobox-leucine zipper protein HAT22-like
Exons: 3
Coding region: 230-1063 (277 amino acids)
Biological process (GO): regulation of DNA-templated transcription
Molecular function (GO): sequence-specific DNA binding; DNA-binding transcription factor activity, RNA polymerase II-specific
Source: RefSeq, a predicted model, not a curated record
UUUGAGGUACCCUUCAUAAUUUCCCAAUGCCCCAGAUUCGUUUCUAUACUCAUUCUCUGGUUUGAUUAAUAAUCAUAGCCACCCACCCACCCACCCAAAAGUCUCAUUCCUAAUUCUCUAGCUAUUUGCUUCAACCUCUCCUCCCUUCUUCAUAUAUAUAUAUCGACUUCACCCUCUCACCCAAUUCCCCAUUUCAACACAACAAAGCAAAAGAAAGAACAGCUCCCAGAUGGGUUUUGAUGAUCAGCAUGCUUGCAACACAGGCCUUGUCUUAGGUUUAGGUCUCACAGCUUCCCAAUACAGCACCAGUACUCCAACUCCACAAAAGGCUCAACAUCCCAUGAUGAAUAAGAAGCCUGAUUCCUUCGAGCCAUCUUUAACUUUGGGUCUGUUUGGAAAUAGUUUUCAUGAGGAUGAUCAUCAUCAAGGGAAUAAUAGUCUUGAUUUGUAUAGGCAAGGGUCUCCUCAUAAUAGUCAUAGCGCAGUUUCUAAUUCCUUCUCGAGUGGUAGAGUGGUCAAGAGGGAGAGAGACAUCAGUAGCGAGGAGGUUGAGGUUGAGAAGCAGGUCUCUUCCAGAGUGAUUAGUGAUGAAGAUGAAGAUGGUCCUAAUGCAAGAAAGAAGCUCAGGCUCACCAAAGAACAGUCUGCGCUCUUAGAAGAAAGCUUCAAACAACACAGCACUCUCAACCCUAAGCAAAAGCAAGCUUUAGCCAGGCAGUUAAGUUUGAGGCCUCGACAAGUAGAAGUUUGGUUCCAAAACAGGAGGGCCAGGACAAAGCUUAAGCAAACAGAGGUAGACUGUGAGUUCUUGAAGAAAUGCUGUGAAACUCUGACAGAUGAGAACCGGAGGCUACAGAAAGAGGUACAAGAACUCAAGGCUCUGAAGCUCAGCCAACAACAACCGUUGUUCAUGCACAUGCCGGCGGCGACUCUCACCAUGUGUCCUUCCUGUGAAAGGAUCGGAGGAAGCGAAGGUGCUAAUUCAAAUAAGAGCCCCUUUUCAAUUGCUCAUCCAAAGCCUCACUUCUAUAAUCCUUUCACCAAUUCUUCUGCAGCUUGUUAAUUACAUAUAUAAUUAGGGUAUUAAUUAACUAAAUACUAUAUUAAUUAGGAUAAUGAAUUAGACAAGGAAAAAAGAAAAAGAGGUCGAUAUCCAACCCUAGGCCCCCUCCCGUAACCCCUAUUUUUCUUUUGGUUAAGGGCUUGUAGUCAAAAGGGUUUAUUGUAAUUAAUUUUGUAGAAAUUAUAGUAAUUACGUACGGAUCAUUACCUUUAAAUUUUGGUUUUUUUUUCUUCGUAUGUUUAUUAUGUUUGUAAAUCGAUGAACAAUAUAUAUGAAGGGAAUAUUACUAUUUAUCUUUUGUAAGUU